Messenger RNA from Aspergillus steynii IBT 23096, 1494 nucleotides. Its product is annotated as Six-hairpin glycosidase. Gene Ontology annotation, molecular function: chondroitin hydrolase activity. The transcript is spliced from 2 exons. NCBI's taxonomy places the organism in Eukaryota, Fungi, Ascomycota, Eurotiomycetes, Eurotiales, Aspergillaceae. Bases 1 to 1494 code for a protein of 497 amino acids. The record is from RefSeq and is a predicted model, not a curated record. Gene Ontology annotation, biological process: polysaccharide catabolic process.
AUGACUGCGGCUUCGCGGACCCCGAGUAUAUCGUCCUCCCCCGAGCUCUUGACGACAGGGCACAGAAAACGCUCUCUCUUUUGUUGCAUACCCGAUCUAUACUCCGAGAACAUCGUCGCAAAGAUCGUUCGCACUGCCUCGAAGGCCAUAGAAGACCCACACCUUUUCAACAAGGCGACAGGAGGCAUCCUCGGAUUUCCAGAAACCGUUCCUCAAGAUGGACCUAAUGCAGGGCGGUACGAAUUUCGUGAGCCCGAUUUCUGGACAUGCGGCUUCUUUCCUGGGUCUAUGUUCGCGAUAUUGGAAAGGUUUAUCAAAUAUCCACAUUUGAUUUCACUCCAAACAAAUGGGUCCAGUCUCUCCACAGAUAAGAUCCGCAGCAAACUCCGUUCCUUAUGCAAAACAUGGGCGGCUCCGCUUCACGAUAUGGCGUUCCGAACAGAUACGCAUGAUAUUGGUUUCAUUGUGAUGCCGGCUUUGAAGCGAGACUGGGAGCUGACAGGCAACGAGCAAAGUCUCCAAUCGAUAGUCCAGGCAGCUCGGAGUCUGGCUACCCGAUAUGUGCCCUCUGCUGGUGCCAUUCGCAGCUGGGACUGUUUAAUCAAGAAGGAAAUCACCGUCACCGAUAUGAACGACAAUGUGCUGGUCAUUAUUGAUAGCCUCUGCAACCUCGACUUACUCUUUUACGCCGCUGCGCAUACGGGUGACAAUGCGCUGGCCGAGAUGGCGGCAGCGCAUGCCCGGACCUUGUUAGAGACCCACCUUCGGCCUGAGACGCUCACAGGAAGGGGCUAUAAAGGCCAGCUUUAUUCUACAUGUCAUGUGGCGAAUAUCGAUCCCUCUUCCGGGGCACUGAAGUGGCGCUGGACCGCACAGGGCUAUGACAAUGAGUCAACCUGGGCUCGUGGACAAUCUUGGGCUAUUCUUGGUUAUGCUCAAACGUAUCUAUGGACGAAAGACCCGAUCUUCCUCGAUGCUGCCUGCGGUGUGGCCGAGUACUUCCUGUACCGACUUGAAACAGCGCCAUCAUGCGUCGAGAUCGAAUGCAAUGAGUUUGCCACUGGCGAGGGACCGCGCAAAGGCGGCCGUUAUGUCCCUCUCUGGGAUUUUGAUGCUCCAGUAGACGUCGUGGAACCGCUGCGAGACUCCUCGGCGGGUGUCAUCGCUGCGAAUGGAUUGCUUAUUCUCUCUCAAGCACUCACGAGUGUGGGUCGAGAUGCCCUUGCUCGCCGUUUUCUGGAUGCAGCCAUUGAUAUCGUCCGCGAUACGAUCGAUCUUUCGUUAGCUACUGAGCAAGCACGCCUCCUGUAUGGUGACACCGAUGUUCAUGUUGAAGAUUGUGUCCCGGGAUCAACCUUCGAAGCAAUUCUGAAACAUGGAACCGCCAAUAACAAUGAAAAUGCACGACGGCGGUAUCGGAAUCACGGUCUGGCAUAUGGGGACUAUUACCUGAUUGAAUUCGGUAACCGGCUGCUUGAGAUGGGUUUCGUAUAG